CAACUAGUCGCGUGUACAAGUCAAAAGGCUGAAGCGUGUCUCAAAUCAGUCAGACCGAACCAUUCCGAACACAACAAGGAGGGGUGGAAGUCCUCGCGAUAAGAUGAUUCCUGUUACCUUUCUUUCGUAAACACAAAGGGAAGUAUGUUGCUUUUAGAGUGUAAUUACUUCAUUAUAUACAAGAUCGUAUAAAUAGUACAGUAACCGUGACCUUAAUUGGCUAGUUGGACCAAACUAAAGCGUACUUCCCCUUCAAAUAGUAAUUUAGAGUGGACUGGAACAUCCUAGAGCCGUUGCUCUGCUUUCACAUUUGACCACCAGCUCUUUAGAGAAAGUCUCACUGCUGAUGGACCGGUAAUGACGGCGUGAAGACGAACGAAAACAAGAGUUCCUGAGUCAAGAUGACGGCCAUUGAGAGCAAAGAGGAGAUCAGCGACACUGACAGUGGGAUCAUAUUGCACUCGGGUCCAGAAAGUCCCACGUCGCCCGUCAAGGACACAAGCACGUACACCAGAGCCCUCAAACUCAAGCAGCAGUCACUGGAGGGUCGUCUGGAGCUCUGCCUGCUGGAACUCAGGAAGCUGUGCAUUCGAGAAGCCGAGCUGACUGGUAAAUUGCCCUCUGACUAUCCUCUUAUGCCUGAUGAGAACCCACCGCAGGUCAGGAGGAGGAUCGGUGCAUCCUUCAAGUUAGACGAAGGUCUAAUCUAUCUGAAAAAAGAGGACUCUGAAUUGCACAGCCUUGAGACGGAGCUGGCUCUCCAGCGACAGAUCUACGAGGCGGCGCGCAAACUCUCGCUGGAGGAGAAGCUCAGCAAGCCUCAGAAGAAGAGCCGCAUGCAGCAGUGCAAGCGCGAGGAGAAUAAGGUGCGUGAGCUGCAGGAGGCCCUAUUCCAGUGUAGGAACAGGAGUGAGUGCAGCUCUCCGUGCAUCGGUGAGGCCACUGCUAAAAGCAAAGAUUUGAACAUGUCUGACGACAGCUCGCUGUCUGAUGUGGUGGCCCUAGAUGAAGAUGUGGACUCCCUCGGUCCUGCCUUUGCGCCAGUCUCCAACCUGCGGAUGUCCAAUGUGGAGUACGAGCGCUCUCCCAUCCAGAAUUCUCCCUGGAAGGAGUCCAGUCUGGACCAGCCUUAUCUCAAGGCUGCAAAACCUCAGCCUGCUGGCAGCAGCAGCUCCAGCAGUACAACGGGAGCGCAGGUCUCGGCAGACUCCAACAGAAUUCCUCUCUCGCAGUUCAUUAAGAAUUCUGCGCUGCGGCACAGUCACUCCGCCAGUGCCCCCACCACACCAGAGCUGCAUGUGCGCCGACAAUACUCCCAGUCCUUCAGAUUUCCCAAAAAUAAGCCAUUUGCUGACAAAGAGUGCCCCAGCUCAGCGUCUCUGAGAGUGCGAUCCCGCCUGCCGCAGCGACGUUGCGUUGCCGACUUCCUGGUGCUCUCCCCGGAGUCCUCCUCCUUGCGGGCGUACCAGUCCAGCUCGGAGGACAGCAGCUCCGAGCACUCCACCUCCUCCUACAUGCCAGGCCAGGAUGUGCCCACGGAGAUCCCCAAGCUCUCCCCUCCACCGUACGGCUUCCACUCGGCAGCACCCAAGAAGGUGCCACUAGGUUGCGGGAACGCGCCACUCCUCUCACCUCAGGAUUCGAGCAAGCACUUGGUGUCGCAAAGACCAUGGCAAGAGGGCACGGCUUCUGAAAGGAAGAUGCUCAAGCUCCCACCCCCUUACACAAGGGUGAUGCGGACGCCCUCGCUGAAGGAGUACCCUAGCAUCAUGCCCAAGGAGGUGGUGUCAGAGGAGCUCAAGUCCUGGCGCCAGCGCAGUCAGAGCCACAACUUGGUCCGAGGCUGUGAGGAGCUGCAAAGUCCACUGGGAGCCAAGAGCCCCACUUUACUGCACAUGCCGCCAUUUAAUCAGGGUUCAGGUAAUUUGGUUCUCCAGAGAGCUGCAGACGGGACCCCAGUCCAGUGGUUUGUGGCGGAGGACCAUGAAAUAGUGAGCCAGGUGUAGCUCACCUUGAAUAACGCCUUUUAGUCUUUGUAUGAUCUUUGCUAGCUAGCCCUUUCUAUCGUUCCUAUUUAAGUCUGUAUUUAUUAAGUAUUUGGACUCUUGAGAUUAUCCCGUCUGCAGCAACUGUGCACCCCCAGAUGAGCAUACCUCUCCCUCGUUUGUCAUUUAAAUCUUCACGUCAGGUAUUUAUGUUCAAAUGUUUUCUUUUUUUUUUGGAGAUUGUUCUCCGGUUUGGCACUCAUAAUGUUUUCUGCAGAACUCGUACAAUUUGCACACAAAAUGUUCACCAAGCAUUCCUAAUAUAACAUGUUUCUAUUUAUCAUCUAUUUGAAGGUUGUUGUUCGUGCCUACUUAAGACUACUACAGGGUUGACAUAAAUGCAUUGGUUUGUGUGUCACAUAUCGUUCAAAUGUAACAUGGAGUAUGUUGAAUUGGAAGAUUUAUUAUUCCUCACUGAUGACUUUGAAGGUGCUUUGAUGACUGUUGUUCUUGCAGAAUGCCGUUAGACUAACCAGAUCGUUGUAAUUAUUUUCUAUAUUUAUUUAGUAAAGAAUGUACAACUUAA
Molecule: messenger RNA, 2571 nt
Organism: Hippocampus zosterae (dwarf seahorse)
Lineage: Eukaryota; Metazoa; Chordata; Actinopteri; Syngnathiformes; Syngnathidae
Gene: inavaa
Product: innate immunity activator a
Exons: 10
Coding region: 402-2006 (534 amino acids)
Biological process (GO): adherens junction maintenance; positive regulation of protein ubiquitination
Source: RefSeq, a predicted model, not a curated record